Messenger RNA from Drosophila serrata, 1519 nucleotides. RefSeq names its product glycoprotein-N-acetylgalactosamine 3-beta-galactosyltransferase 1. The record is from RefSeq and is a predicted model, not a curated record. Gene Ontology annotation, cellular component: membrane. Gene Ontology annotation, molecular function: N-acetylgalactosaminide beta-1,3-galactosyltransferase activity. NCBI's taxonomy places the organism in Eukaryota, Metazoa, Arthropoda, Insecta, Diptera, Drosophilidae.
CUGAACAACAUAUUGUCUCAGAAAGUUUUGACGUAACAUAAUGGUAAACAACCGGAGAUUAGAGGCAAAACCAACUUGCUAUUGAUUCAAGUGAACUUCAAGCAUUUCCAGUUGAAAGGGAAAUUUUAAGUGACCUAAAAUAUAUUGUUCCUUAAGUGAAAAGAUGUCCAGCACAACUCUUUUGACCCGGUCUCUGCUUACAGAAGCUCCUCGAUCGAAAAACCGUUCCAUAUUCACUCUCAUUGUCGGUUUGGUGGUCGGCUAUUGCCUGGCGGUGCUUUUCUCGAGUGUCUCGCCCCAAGAGAGCCUGUAUCCUUACUUGAGUCAGCGCCUGCGCAGCCCUGUGAGCUUACAUGCUGAACAAGGACACCUCGAUGGGGCGGAGGCACCUGAGCACGAUCCCUUCCAGCACGAUCAUCCCGAUGACAACACCACCGUGGCCGAGCAUCUGAAGCGGGAGGUGCGCAUCCUCUGCUGGGUAAUGACUAAUCCCACCAACCACAAGAAGAAGGCGCGCCACGUGAAACGUACGUGGGGCAAGCGUUGCAAUAUCCUGCUGUUCAUGAGCUCCGGCAAGGACGAUAACCUACCCACGGUGCAGCUGAAUGUGGGCGAGGGCCGCGUGAACCUGUGGGCCAAGGUUAAGGAGGCGUUCAAGUACGUCUACCAGCAUCACUACAACGAUGCCGACUGGUUCUACAAGGCGGAUGACGACACGUAUGCGGUGAUCGAAAAUAUGCGCUACAUGCUCUACCCGUACAGCCCCAAGACGCCCGUGCACUUUGGCUUCAAAUUCAAGCCAUUUGUGUCGCAGGGCUAUAUGUCCGGCGGUGCUGGCUACAUUUUAAGCCGGGAAGCACUGCGUCGAUUUGUGGUUGAAGGGAUACCCAAUCCGAAGAUGUGUCUGCCGGGCACUGUGGUCAACGAGGACAUCGAGAUUGGUCGCUGCAUGGAGCAUCUGAAUGUGACGGCCGGCGACUCCAGGGAUAUGAUGGGACGUGGAAGGAUGUUUCCGUUUGUCCCUGAACAUCAUCUUAUACCAGCCAAGUGGAACAAGGACUAUUGGUAUUGGAAGUACCUCUACUACAAGACGGAUGACGGUCUUGACUGCUGCUCGGAUCUGGCGAUUUCCUUUCAUUAUGUGGCUCCAAACAUGAUGUAUGUCCUGGACUAUCUGAUCUAUCACCUGAAGCCGUACGGCUUAAUGCGAUCACUGGAAUCGUUGCCUGCCAAGCUCGAGGUGGGCCAAUUGCUUCCUGCUCCCAUUGAAAAACCGGCGGCCAGCAAUGAGGACUCUGUGGAUGAUUAUGACAGGAUUUACACGACAACAACUACUGAGAAACCUAAGGAGCCCGAUGCCCGGGAAAUGGACUCGAAGGAAGUAGAAAAGGAAGAGUCUAAGUACAGGGAAAAGGAAUUAAAAGAGGCAGACUAUGAAACAGAAGAAAGGGAUGAGGAAACAAAGGAAACUGACGAGGACGUGAAUGAAAAGUCUGAGGAGAAGUCACGAAAAGAAUAG